Messenger RNA from Didymodactylos carnosus, 240 nucleotides. The record is from the annotation of a GenBank genome assembly. Lineage: Eukaryota; Metazoa; Rotifera; Eurotatoria; Philodinida; Philodinidae.
AUGGAAAAAAUGACAACCGCUGAGCAACAACAGCAGACACUCAUACCCAUCCCCGAUGAUCAAACAAUAUCAACAUCAUCGGUAUCGUCAAAGUUCUCAUCAUCGUCGAUGGCGUCGGAUGCAAAUAAAACAGCUUGGGCGAAAGAAGAUCGCAAAAACUUAAAAAGACUUGGUAGUGGUGGUCGUGGCAACAGAGAUGGUCGAGGCAGCGAAUCUCAUUGGCAUCAACAAAGCAAGUGA